This is a messenger RNA of Drosophila santomea, 3951 nucleotides long. RefSeq lists its product as uncharacterized. NCBI's taxonomy places the organism in Eukaryota, Metazoa, Arthropoda, Insecta, Diptera, Drosophilidae. The transcript has a single exon. Bases 592 to 3951 code for a protein of 1119 amino acids. The record is from RefSeq and is a predicted model, not a curated record.
GCCAACCGGCUUCUUCCUGUUGAUGACGUCACACUGCGCCGCAUGCUUUUCGCCAGCCACAGUUGGAAUGCAUGCAUUGGGGUUGACGGUCCGGAUGGGCCGUUGCCUGUUAUAUGCUGGCAUCUCCGCAGCGGCGUUGUGAGCAACGACACUGAAAGCAACAAUAAUAUUGUUAAUUACUGCUCAAAACUAUAACACAUUUAAUCACUUACACAAUUUACACACGCUUCUUGCCUAGGAGUUGUGGGACCAGCUACCGAUAAUGCCAACAAUACCGGGAAACGCGUCGCGGGACAUCGAUAACAAUUUGGCGGUUAAAAUGCUAGAACAUCGAGUACCAGACAUGUUUUUCCUGCCGAUAUAUCGAAGCCCAAUAGCCCGCCAACGCUCAAAACAUAAAUCGGAGUGUGAGACCAGAUACCGAAGCCGUUAAAAGCUUCGCGGUAUAUCGAUAACAAUUUGGCGGUAAAAAUAUUAGAACAUCGAGUACCAACCAUGUUUUUUUUUUUUUUUUUUUUUCCUUCCGAUUAAUCGAAGUCAAACAGCCCGCCAACGCUCCAAAUUUAAAUCGGAGUGUGAGACCAGCUACCGAUGCCGGUAAAAGCUUCGCGGGAUAUCGAUAACAAUCAGGUGGUUAAAAAUACUAUAACAUCGAGUACCAGCCGUGUUUUUUCCUGUCGAUUUAUCGAAGUCCAACAGCCCGCCUUCGCUCCGAACACAAAUCGGCAAGUCAGUAGCUUUUUUAACCCGGCAGUGGCGCCUGUGCAGCAGCUAUUUAAAGUGAAAAACACGAAACGCAACAACAAAAUGGACGGCCAUAAUGGAGACAUAAAUGAAGGAUGGGCAACAGUACUAUCUAUCUCGUCGGAUGAUAGUAACCAACCUUCGUCGCCGCCGUCAAUUAUAGUCUCAUCGCUGGACACCACGCCAACGUCAAACGAAACCACCAUAGUAAGAAGAAGCCUACACAACCCAAAAGCUGACAUGAAAUCUUACGAUUUUGAAAAUAUUGUAUUAAAUGAAAAUAAAAAUACCAUAUUGCCAGAUCCUUUAUUUGUUGAUAAAUGCGGAAAUACUGCUAAUACCACAGAAGCCAAUGAAAAAAAGCCUGCCAAUAGCCCCUUCCCCAUUUCCAUUAUCAAGAAUUUUAGCACUUCCUCGCCACUAACACAUGUAGACACGCCUACACAAGAAGAUGACGCCAGUGCAUUCAAUACAUUGAAAGCAGCUAAAACAGCUAGAAUAAUUUCUCCCACACACACACAGAUAAAGCCCGCCAAACCCUCGCCCCCUUCCAAAGAAUUAAGCACAAACUCAGCACCCAAAACUCUUAGCUACACAGACAAAAUUACAGUAACACAGAAAAAUCUACCCGACAAAACACAUGUAGACACACCUACACAAGAUGACGACAUUAAUGCAACCAAAGCAUCAAAAACCGCCAAAAUAAUUUCUACACAGUUACACCUACGUGAAACCAAGCCAACACAGCCCGCCAAAGACCCCUCACCCCGCACCCAAAAGCCUAUUGCAAACAAAGCAGCCGAGACACUCACCCACACAGACAAACUCAUAGCAUCACAAAACCUAGUUCCCGCCAAAACACAUAUAAACUCCCCCACACAAUAUAAUGACACUAAUGCAACCAAAGCAUCAAAAACCGCUAAAAUAAAUUUCUCUUCACACUCACACCAAAGUGAAACCAAGCCAACACAGCCCGCCAAAAACAUUUCACCCCUCACACAAAAGCAAAUCACAAGCGAAACAGCCGGGACACACACCCAUACAGACAAACACAAAAACACAGCAUCACAAAAUCUCUUUUCCGCCAAAACACACAUUAACUCACCCACACAACAUAACGACACUAGUGCAGCCACAGCAUCAAAAACCGCUAAAUUAAUUCUCUCCCCACACUCACACCUAAGUGAAACCAAGCCAACACAGCCCGCUUUAAGCCCCUCACCCCUCUCCCAGAAGCAAAUAACAAGCAUAGCAGCCAAGACACUCACCCACACAAACAAACACACAGCAUCACAAAACUUUAUUCCCGCCAAAACACAUAUAAACAUACCCACACAAUAUAACGACACCAAUGCAACCAAAGCAUUAAAAACCGCAAAAGCAGCUUCUCCCUCCCACACAUACUCACGCCAGACAAAACCAAUAAAGCCCGCCAUAAACGCAUUGCAUGCCGCCCAAGACACAAACCCAAGCCCAGCAAUCAGUGCUGUCACUUACACAGACAAACCCACAGCUACUCAGAAUAUUUUUCCUGUCAAAACUUUUGCAGAGCUGAUUAGAGAAAAUGCAAAACGCUCACCAACUCCAAUGCAAAAUCCCCCUCAAGCAAAACAUGACUCUGCCGCCCUCGGACGCCCUCCGACUGCAGCUAGAAAAAAUCUAAAUAAAACACUGAUUUCUCCUAAAACUCCUGGGAAGCGCCGUGGGGACUGUCUUGAUGAAGGCCUACUUCAAACCUCUAACAAAAAGGUUAGAAUACGCGACGACUUCUCUGAUGAUGAUCUGGGGGUCACAAACCUACUCUCUGAAACACCCUUAUUCAAAAGCAAAGCAGCUAUUAAGAUUCGGCAAGACUCGAGAAGAGAAUCCCUGCAGAAGUCAGCUGAAAUGGACACAGCUCCAGCAAUAAGUCCCUCAAACGCAGCAGCCGAUCCCGACCUACCGCCCUGGAAAACUGUUCCAGCUAGCAGAAAACCACCAUCAAUCUUCCUGUCCAAUAUACAGCAGAUUAUCCCGCUAAUAGAAAAACUAAACUAUAAAGCCGGGGUAAAUAGCUUUACUACCAAGUCUGAACUUGGCAACAAUAUUAGAAUCCAGGCUAAAACGAUGGACGCCUACAAUGCAAUUCAGAAUGUCCUCCUUGAAGCAAACAUUCCCCUACACUCUCACCAGCCAAAGAGUGCAAAGGGCUUCCAAAUUGUAAUUAGGCACCUCCACCAGUCAACCCCGACCAAAUGGAUUGAAAGCCAACUUCAAGACAUCGGUAUAGCUACAAAAUUUAUCAGGGCAAUGCAGUUUAGGGACACGAGAAAUCCUAUGCGCAUCCAUGAGGUUGAGGUUGUACCCAAGGCUGACGGCAGCCAUCUUAAGGUCCUGCUAAUAAAAUCCCUUGGAGGACAAACGGUCAAGGUUGAAAGGAAACGGGUAUCGAAGGAUCCUACACAAUGCCAUCGCUGCCAAUGCUUUGGACACACAAAAAAUUAUUGCAGAAACCCGUUUAAAUGUAUGAAAUGUGGCCAGCUGCACGCCACGGUCUCAUGCACCAAACCCAAAAACCUUCCGGCUACUUGUGCAAACUGCAAUGGAAGCCACGUUAGCAGCUAUAAAGGAUGUCCUGUUUUCCAAGAAGCAAAGCAAAGACUAUCUAUCAACAAAAUGCAAUCCCUUCACUCACAACCCACCCACCUUCAGACCCCCCGCAAUAAACAUCCCUACCCAAAACCCACCCACAUUCAGACGCCCCUCAAUAAGCAGCCCUACACACACCCCCUCCCUCGCACAUUAGUAAACAACACAAAACUACCUGCCAAAAGAAUCCAAGGAAAGAAGAUAUCGCAAAGGAAUCUAUCUAUAAAUAAACGCUUAAACAGAAUCAGGACAUUGGACAGAAAACCGAGGAAUGAGACAAGCCCGCCGACAACUAGCAAAAAGGUCUUGGCCUCUCUAGAAGAAAGCAGAAAAAACCCAAAUAGCGCCCUAAACCCGGCCAACACCCAUCUCACUCAUUUCCGCCCACCACCAUUAGCACAAAAUAUUCCUAAUGACGAAUCUAAGGAGGUGAGUGGGGAGCAAUACCUUUUAAAUCGCAUUGAAGGGAUGGAAAAGAAGCUCAACAACCUUCUUGAAAUCGUCACCCGCCUACUAAGCCAAGGAAAAGACUGUCCAAAGUCUCCAAAAAAUCCUUUCCGAGAUCCAAUCUUCGUUUAA